This is a messenger RNA of Perkinsus marinus ATCC 50983, 1047 nucleotides long. RefSeq lists its product as hypothetical. The record is from RefSeq and is a predicted model, not a curated record. Lineage: Eukaryota; Perkinsozoa; Perkinsida; Perkinsidae. The coding region runs from base 1 to 1047 and encodes 348 amino acids. The transcript has a single exon.
AUGCCUUUGAUCGACAUCGAGCAUACCUUCUAUCUGAGGUUGCGUCAUGUGAUCAAGGCUCAUGCCAGGGUGAAGUUUUCUGUCUCUACUUCCCGUGCUUCAUUUCGCUCUUUACUUGAUAACCUCCGGCAUCUUUAUGCCCGUCUUGACCGUCUCAAUCCCGAGGACGUAGGAGGUUAUCGUAUUGAGUUACGAUUUCGCGUGCGACAGUGUUCUACUCCUUCGAUUAGCCAGGCUAUUCAAUGGCUUUUAAAUCGUAACAAGUUUAGUCUCGAUUCUUAUCCCGACCUUUCUUUUACGAUUGUCGAUUAUGAGGAUUACUUGAAUUUGGUCGAUUAUUCUUUACUUGUAGCAGAGAAACUAAAGUUGGCUGUCGGUGACAACAAUUCCAAGUUGCCGACAAGUCUUCACUAUUACUCUGCCUAUUUGAUCAAUUUAUUUGGCGAGACCAAUCCUCACGCUCAGCCUUUAUUUGAUAAAGGGAGAGAGGCUUUCUUGUAUUUCUCUCAACUCUACCGUCAACAGUUAGAGUUUGGGACUUUAAGGAGUUCUGUAGGUAGCAGUUCGGAAUUAGAGGCAGUGUCCGAUGAUAGUGUUCCCAUUCCGGAUCGUCAGGCGCGUCUUUUAGAACCGUCUGACGAGGACACCAGUUAUGGCGGUAUUCGCUUGACAGAUGAGUUAGUGCGACAGUUGUACAGGCAAGUUGCCUGGAGACGUCCUUUCUCUCGUAAGAAGGACAAGACUGGAACACUUUCUUACUCGGUCAAAAAGGGCUGCCUCCCUGCAGGCGCUAAAGCCCCUGGUACUUUCAACACCUACGCUUCUGCGAUGAAAGACAUCUUGUCUCAAUUCAAAGAAAGUUGGAUUACCAACGUAGUGUUGACUACAAGUACCGCUGCGAAACGUCAGGUCUUUCACGAUGUAGGCUUCGGUUUUAGCGCCAGCAUAUUGCAACCUUCUCAUGAAUACCGCAAUAUGCCCGCUAGAACUACCGCCUAUCUUCCGACCUACUGGAUAGAAAUCGACAAGUCUGGCCUCUUCUUGUGA